Messenger RNA from Amaranthus tricolor (Joseph's coat), 1844 nucleotides. RefSeq names its product lecithin-cholesterol acyltransferase-like 1. The coding region runs from base 191 to 1540 and encodes 449 amino acids. Lineage: Eukaryota; Viridiplantae; Streptophyta; Magnoliopsida; Caryophyllales; Amaranthaceae. The transcript has 2 exons. The record is from RefSeq and is a predicted model, not a curated record. Gene Ontology annotation, biological process: lipid metabolic process.
AUCCAAACACUCUCUUUAAAAAUAAUUCGAUCAUAUAAAAGCACAAAAAAUUAGUCCACGCAAGAUAAAACCAACAAAAAAGACUAGCAUACGUUGACACAUUCUAUACCACAAUUAACCAAUCCAGCCAACCACAUCUCAAAGCCACUAGAACAAUGAAAAUACACCUCAAAUCCUUCUAUGCUCGAUCAUGAAGGGAUCACUAGCACAAUCCUAUACGAACUAUGUCCGAUUUAUCAUCAUAAUGUUACACUUACACGUCCUAUGUCUAGCAACGACAACGAGCCUGCACCCAAUAAUCUUAGUUCCUGGAAGUGGAGGGAACCAACUCGAAGCACGGCUGACGACUAAUUACAAGCCGUCGAGCCUAAUAUGCAGGGUGUACCCAGGACCCUUCCAUAAGGACAAGGACGGUUGGUACCGUAUUUGGUUCGACGCAAGUGUACUACUUGCGCCGUAUACCAAAUGUUUUGCGGAAAGAAUGAUGUUAUAUUAUGAUUCUAAUUCAGAUGACUACUUAAAUGCUCCUGGUGUUGAGACUAGAGUUCCUCAUUUUGGGUCUACUCAAUCCCUUUUGUACCUUGAUCCUAAUCUCAAGCUAAUAUCAGGAUAUUUGGCACCAUUAGUGAAAUCUUUAGAAGAAAUUGGAUACAAAGAAGGCAAAACUCUGUUUGGAGCACCCUAUGAUUUUCGCUAUGGCUUAGCCCCAGAAGGGCACCCAUCAAAAAUAGGUACCAAGUACCUUAAAGACCUCAAAGAUCUCAUUGAAAGAGCUAGUUCUUCAAAUGGUGGAAAACCAGUAAUACUUUUAUCUCACAGCUUAGGAGGCUUAUAUGCCCACCAAUUACUCAUACGCAACGCCAAAUCUUGGCGUGAAAAAUUCAUCAAACAUUUCAUCGCAUUGUCGACACCAUGGGCCGGAACAGUCCAAGAGAUGCUCACAUUUGCAUCAGGGUACACUCUAGGGGUGCCCUUAGUAAAGCCCUUACUAGUAAGGGAAGAACAAAGAAGUUCUGAAAGUAACCUUUGGCUUAUGCCAUGUCCUAGGAUAUUUGGGAAUGUUACCGCUUUAGUGACCACACCAUAUACCAACUAUACAUCACAUGACAUUCCCAAGUUUCUUAAGGACAUUGGUUUUCCACAAGGGGUACACCCUUACAAAACUCGGGUUUUGCCUUUAGUCGAGAAACUAAAGGCACCCGAGGUACCUAUAACCUGCAUAAUUGGCAGCGGAAUUGAUACACCUGAAACUUUGUUUUACGAUUAUAAGGGUUUUGAUAAGCAACCUUCUAUAAAAUGGGGUGAUGGGGAUGGAACAGUGAAUUUGUUGAGCUUAUUAGCAAUUCAAUCUGAGUGGAUGAAUGAGAAGAAUCAAUCAAUUGAGAUGAUUAAUAUUAAAGGGGUUUCUCAUACCGAUGUAUUAAGUCAUAAGAAAGUGCUUGAUCAGAUUUUAAGGGUGAUUUCUGAUAUUCAUAGUUAUGGUCUUAAGUUGGAUGGUUCAUUUGAGGAGCAACAAACAAGAAUAGUAAGCAAUAUGUAGAGAUUAUUGCCGCUAGUGGCAGAUUCAAUAUUUUAACGAUAAGGAUUUUCAAAAUCGACUAUGAUAAUUAGAGGAAUACAAAGAAUAAAUUGCUAUGUAACAACAUAAUGGAUUGCACGAUAAGGAUUCUUAAAAUCGACUAUGAUAAUUAGAGGAACACGAAAAAGACGUUUAUGUAAUUGCUAUGUAAUAAGAUAAUGGGUAGGUAUGAGACGGUUGAGUUCAUAUAUCCAUUAUCUACUUCAUGCACACUAAUUAGAAUCGAUAGAACUUUUUAUACUUAUAUCUAAUUUUUUCCAACAAA